This is a messenger RNA of Choloepus didactylus (southern two-toed sloth), 2402 nucleotides long. RefSeq names its product high mobility group box 1 (gene HMGB1). The coding region runs from base 280 to 927 and encodes 215 amino acids. The transcript has 5 exons. Gene Ontology annotation, molecular function: DNA binding, bending. Lineage: Eukaryota; Metazoa; Chordata; Mammalia; Pilosa; Megalonychidae. Gene Ontology annotation, biological process: regulation of transcription by RNA polymerase II. Gene Ontology annotation, cellular component: nucleus. The record is from RefSeq and is a predicted model, not a curated record.
CCCGCGGAGCGAAGUUUCUCCGCCGAGAGGCUGUUUCACCGGAAUCGCCCGGAAAACUUCAGAUCCGCGGGGAUCGAGGCCCAGGAGUUGGGAAGGGUCUCCUCCUGCAGGGGCUUCUGACUGUUUCUUCCAAAUGGAGCGCGAGCCCCCGAAUACGCAGCCCUAGCCCGCGGACCUUUGGUUUGGUUGAUUAAAAACCGUUUUGUAGAUAAAAAAAAUUGCCCGAAUGCCCCGAGGGCUGUUCGCUGGGAAGAGGCGCGAGCAGAAAAAUAACUAGACAUGGGCAAAGGGGACCCUAAGAAGCCGAGAGGCAAAAUGUCAUCAUAUGCCUUCUUCGUGCAAACCUGCCGGGAGGAGCACAAGAAGAAGCACCCGGACGCUUCCGUCAACUUUUCAGAGUUUUCUAAGAAGUGCUCAGAGAGGUGGAAGACUAUGUCUGCUAAAGAGAAAGGAAAAUUUGAAGACAUGGCCAAGGCGGACAAGGCCCGUUAUGAAAGAGAAAUGAAAACCUAUAUUCCUCCUAAAGGGGAGACAAAAAAGAAGUUCAAGGAUCCCAAUGCACCCAAGAGGCCUCCUUCGGCCUUUUUCUUGUUUUGUUCUGAGUAUCGCCCAAAAAUCAAAGGCGAGCAUCCUGGCUUGUCCAUUGGCGAUGUUGCAAAGAAACUGGGAGAGAUGUGGAAUAACACCGCUGCGGAUGACAAGCAGCCUUAUGAAAAGAAGGCUGCCAAGCUGAAGGAGAAAUACGAAAAGGAUAUUGCUGCAUACCGAGCUAAAGGAAAGCCUGAUGCUGCAAAAAAGGGAGUUGUCAAGGCUGAGAAAAGCAAGAAAAAGAAGGAGGAGGAGGAAGACGAAGAAGAUGAGGAAGAUGAGGAGGAAGAGGAAGAUGAAGAAGAUGAAGAUGAAGAAGAUGAUGAUGAUGAUGAAUAAGUCAGUUCUAGCGCAGUUUUUUUUUUUCUUGUCUAUAAAGCAUUUAACCCCCCUGUACACAACUCACUCCUUCUAAAGAAAAAAAUUGAAAUGUAAGGCUGUGUAAGAUUUGUUUUUAAACUGUACAGUGUCUUUUUUUGUAUAGUUAACACACUACCGAAUGUGUCUUUAGAUAGCCCUGUCCUGGUGGUUUUUUCAAUAGCCACUAACCUUGCCUGGUACAGUAUGGGGGUUGUAAAUUGGCAUGGAAAUUUAAAGCAGGUUCUUGUUGGUGCACAGCACAAAUUAGUUAUAUAUGGGGAUGGUAGUUUUUUCAUCUUCAGUUGUCUCUGAUGCAGCUUAUCUGAAAUAAUUGUCGUUCUGUUAACUGAAUACCACUCUGUAAUUGCAAAAAAAAAAAAGUUGCAGCUGUUUUGUUGACAUUCUGAAUGCUUCUAAGUAAAUACAAUUUUUUUUAUUAGUAUUGUUGUCCUUUUCAUAGGUCUGAAAUUCUUCUUGAGGGGAAGCUAGUCUUUUGCUUUUGCCCAUUUUGAAUCACAUGAUAUUAUGACUGUUCAUCUUUUCCAUGUAGUUCGCUGAUAAGCUUUCAUCUGCACACUUGUGAUGGGGGUAAUAAAAUUGAAUUGCGACAGUUUUCAUCCAGAGUUGAAACUCAGAAAUCUAGAUCAGUUGAAAUCAAACUUUGCAUAGCCCAGUGACCACAUUUACAAAGUAAAGACUAACCAAUCUAUUCACAGGAUGGGAGUAUUGGCCAUUCAGUAAUGUGUCCUUGAAGGACUAAUAGAAAGCUAUAUUCUAAUCUUUACAGGAGGACUCUACAAGUCUUUUAACUGCCGUUACCAUGUAAUGGCAGUUAUAUUUGCAGUUCCCAUGUUAAAGAAGGCCUGAGAGUGUAUCCCCAAAAGCGUGAGCUUAAAAUACAAGACUGCCGUGAUAAACUUUGUUGACAUUAGUCCCGCCGAAGGCUUUAUGAAAGUGCUGGCCAUAAACAUAACUUGAGAUUCUCCAUUAUAAUUAAAUAUUUUAAAUUAGUUCGGCCAGUUUUUGAAACAAUGGUGUCACAUUUAAAGUGGUAUGUUUUCAUAUAUUGUGAUUUGCCCCUUUAUGAAUGAGAUAGACAUAAGAAAAGAAGACACUUGAACUUUGCAUCUCAGUACCGGUUACCCAAUUUAUUUGAAUUCGCUUUUUCUUUAUAAAACCCAUACUCAUUCACUGGGGUCAUUUUUACCUGCUUAGCAGCUUAGGGAACAAUUUGGCGACUGUGGUUUUUGAGAGUAUCGUUCUCUUAAAGUGCCAGUGUGUUAAAAUAGCGUUCUUAUAAUUUUACAUGCUUUUGUGGUGGAGUACUGUUUUGUUUUAUUAUUUGACUUUUGGAUUCUUUCCAUUUGCAUUUGUUUAUGUAUGAUUUCAGGAGGAAUACUGAACAUCUGAGUCCUGGAUAAUACUAAUAAACUAAUAAUUGCAGAGGUUUUAAA